Messenger RNA from Branchiostoma belcheri (Belcher's lancelet), 1208 nucleotides. RefSeq lists its product as uncharacterized. The record is from RefSeq and is a predicted model, not a curated record. The transcript has 8 exons. Lineage: Eukaryota; Metazoa; Chordata; Leptocardii; Amphioxiformes; Branchiostomatidae. Bases 128 to 1207 code for a protein of 359 amino acids.
UAGUCGUGAUGAGGCUCAUUUCGCGCCAAACUUUGAGGUCAUUUGACAUUAGAAGAAAAGGAAUCGUCUGCUGAUCUCCAAGAAAAAGACACCCAAAACCCUUAGAAACGACUUGCCAAGGUCGACCAUGGAGCAGUUUGAUAUCAUCCUGAAGGGUAACGGGAAUUUGGAAGGUGCCAUUGCCAGACAGAGGUACUUCCUCACCACCGCAGACCUGGCCGACUUGAACUACUCCAUCCCCCCCUGGCACGGCUGGGGAAUGGGACGACCCACCAAGCUCUACAAGGCUCAAGACCUGGUCAAAAGGGCAGAACAGAAGUAUGGAAAGGAAGGGUUUUUGGAGAAGCUGAGCCAGAGAGAGGAACGAGAGAAAAAGAGGAAACUGAGUUAUGAGAAGAAAGAGAAGGAGCAGCAGGCCUGUGAGAGUAAGAGGCAGAAGUUGUUGGAAGCCUGUCCUGAGUGGGGCAGGCAGCAGCUGACAGACUCUGCUAGUGUGGGGGCGCUGGCUCAGAAGUGCAGCCUGGAACAACUGCAGCAGAUUCUUGUACUGGCAGCUGAGAAGAGCCCCCUGGUGAUCGAGGCGCUAAAUGCAGCAAAGGAGGAGGGACUGUUGCCCAGGAAGGACUUCAAGCAGCUUCACUCCAAACUGGCGAGGUACUUCGCUUCAGAUGCAGACGAGGCUCUGAAGAGGUCUGCGGAAAAGGCUGCCCAGGCCGCGGCCAGCCAGGCCCGGCAGACAGAGCUGAACUCUGGCAUCGAUGGGGAAUGGGAGCUGAAGGUCACCUCCAACCAUCCCAAGGUCAAGGGGAUGAAAGGUGAGCUGAAGAUCGAUGAGGUUGGCGGGCCGUACUUCGAUGACUACGAGGACUACGUCGACUUUGGGGACGGAGUCUACUUCGGCGGCCUGCAGAACUUCAAAGGGAAGAGCAGCGUGGAAGACAGGGUCAUGCAGAUAGAGACCAAGUGGAAGUUCUGUGGGAGGAGAGUAACCGGCCUGCUGCGAGUGAGAGUUGGGGAGGACGGUGACGGCAGACAGUUUGUGGAGGGGUCGUUCAAGGCCGGCGCCCAGGAGAGGAACUGGCCUGUCACACUGCAGUUCACAGGAAACAGAAAGGGGGAGCUGGAGGAAGAUUUGGAGCCGGAGGGAGAUGAGAAUGACCAGGAGGGCCUGUGUGAGUUUCUAACUGAGCUGGAAGAAGCAGGCUGAU